Messenger RNA from Engraulis encrasicolus (European anchovy), 2817 nucleotides. Its product is annotated as GTPase IMAP family member 8-like. Lineage: Eukaryota; Metazoa; Chordata; Actinopteri; Clupeiformes; Engraulidae. Gene Ontology annotation, molecular function: GTP binding. The record is from RefSeq and is a predicted model, not a curated record. Bases 199 to 2817 code for a protein of 872 amino acids. The transcript is spliced from 6 exons.
UAUGACUGUACGACUGUAAUUAUUAUUAUUAUUAUUAUUUUAAACUUUAUUUAUAACAGGACAGUGAAGGUAGUGACAGGAAGCGAGUGGGAGAGAGAGACGGGGAAGGGCCGGCAAAGGACCCGAACCCGGGUCAGCACGACUGUAAUUUUAAAAAGUGCUUCUUGAAUUUGUGAACAUCCAAGACAGACCGAAGAGAUGGCUGCAGGGGGGCUACCCAGUGGAGGUGGUCCUUAUCCUCUAGACCUGAGGAUCGUUCUACUGGGAAACAGAGAAUCUGGGAAGAGCUUAGCUGGAAACACCAUCCUUGGUAGAGAGGAGUUUGACUCCAAUGAGAUAACACUACAGUGUGUGAAGAGACAGGGAGAAGUAGCAGGGAGACCGGUCACUGUGGUGGACACUCCAGGAUGGACUGACUACAAUCUUCUGUUUAGUAAGGACUCACCAAACCUUAUGAAGCAGGAACUAGUGCUCAGCGUCACUCUGUGUCCUCCAGGACCUCAUGCCUUUCUGCUGGUCAUCCAUGAGAACAUGACCUUCACAGAGGCAGAGAAAGAUGCCAUGUCAAACCAUCUUAGUCUUCUGGGUCAUGGAGCCUGGGAACACUCUCUAGUUCUCUUCAUUCAGGAGAAGACUUCAGCAGAAGAGAAAGCCUUUGAGGUGAAAGGGAGAAUGACCCAGAAGCUGGUAGAAAACUGUGGUAACAGGUACCAUGUCCUCAACAUCAAGAGCAAGGAUGAACUGCAAGUCAGUGAGCUACUGGACAAGAUUGAGAAUUUGAUGGAUGCAAACAGCAAUAAUCAUUACGAGAUCAAGAGAGAGAUAAUGGACACAGUUGAAGGGAAGAGAAAAGAGAUUACAGAGAAAGCAAUGCGAGCAAAAGUGGUACCCUCUCAUAAACCAACAUCAGACACAUCACACCUAUCAGACAUCAGAAUUGUUUUACUGGGGUCUGACACUGCUGGGAAGAGCUCAUCAGGAAACACCAUCCUGGGCACAGAGGAGUUCCAGCCUGGGCGGAAAUCUGCUGUCUGUGUGAAGAAGCAGGGAGAGGUAGCAGGCAGACGGGUCACGGUGGUAGACACACCUGGAUGGUCUAGUUGUGAAAUGUCCAAAAGAGCCAUUCAGCUCAGUGCCGGUUUGUGUGACCCAGGUCCCCAUGUGUUCUUAUUGGUGAUACGACCAGAUAUGUCCUUUACUGGGCACCAGCGAUUAUCAGCUCAGCAACAACUGGAGACUCUCAGUGCAGACGUUUGGAGUCACACCGUGGUGUUGUUUACCCAUGGAGACUGGCUGGGAGAGACAACCAUUGAGGAAUACAUAGAGAGUGAAGGAACAGACCUGAAAGGCCUCAUAGAGAGAUGUGGGAACAGAUACCAUCUUCUCAACAACCACAGCAGCACUGACGGCAGGCAGGUGACAGAGCUGCUAGACAAGAUUGAAGACCUGGUGGAAGGAAACAGCGGUCAGCAUUUUCAAGUUAACAAACAAGUGCUGAUGAACUUAGAGGAGAAAUUAAGGACGGACGAAAUCAGAGCAGAGGAGAGGAUAAUCAAGAUGAAGAAACAACAGGACUUGAGUCUGCAAAAAGGUCAAAAACAUCGGUCAUCACUGAGAAUAUUCCUUUUUGGACUUGAGAACACUGACAUGUCUUCAAUAGGAUACACCAUCCUGGGCAAGCAGAUAUUUGAGUUGUGCUCCAUGUCAAAGGGUGAGAAGAGGCAGGGAGAGGUAGCAGGCAGGCAGGUCACCGUGGUUACCACUCCAAGCUGGUGGUGGUAUCAGACACACGCAAAAGCCCAUGUUCCUGCAGUCAUCAAACAGGAAACAAUACUAAGUGUUUCCUUCUGUGAUCCUGGACCACAUGUGCUCUUACUACUCGCACCAGUAGAUUAUGGGUUCCAACAUCAGCACAAUCAAAAUGUAAAGAAUUAUCUGACACUCUUUAGUGAGGAUGUCUGGAAUCACACCAUAGUGCUCUUCACCCAUGGAGACUGGCUGGGAGACACAACCAUUGAGAAAUACAUUGAAAGUGAGGGCGAUGAUCUGAAAUGGCUCAUUGAGAAAUGUAGAGGGAGGUAUCAUGUCUUCAACAACAAAAACAAGAACGGGGACACACAGAUAACAGAGUUGAUGGAGAAGAUAGAUGAGAUGGUGGUAGAAAAUAGGGGCUGUCACUAUGAGAUGGACAGGAAGACACUGGAGGAAGUGAUGAAGAGGAAAGAGGAAAAUGAAUUGCGAGCUACUGCAAGACUGAUGAAAGUGGAGGAGCAAAGACAGCAUUUACAGUCGUUGAUGCGACAAUUACCUUCACAGUCUGAGUUCAGAAUUGUGCUGCUGGGAAACAGGCAGUCUGGGAAAAGUUCAUCAGGAAACACCAUCCUGGGCAGAGAGGAAUUUGACCUGAAGAGAACUGCUCAGUGUGUUAAGAGACAGGGAGAAGUAGCAGGCGGACACCUCACUGUAGUUGAAGCUCCUGGAUGGUGGGUGAAUUAUAUUCUCAAAUACACUCCUGAGCUCACUAAACAGGAGAUUGUGCUCAGUGUGUCUCUGUGUCCUCCAGGGCCCCACAUCUUCCUACUGCAUGUGUCGGUGGGUUCUGCUACUUUACCACAAUACAUAGAAAACACAAUGGAACAUGUCACUUAUCUAGGUGAGGAAGUGUGGAGUCACACCAUGGUGCUGUUUACCAAUGGAGGGUUGCUGAGAGACACACCCAUUGAGCAGUACAUAGAAAGUGAAGAGGCCCUGCAGUCUCUAGUAGAGAAAUGUGGCAACAGAUAUCAUGUCCUCAACAACAAGGACAGAAGUGACUGA